CGCUGAUCCCAUAGCGAAACAUACAUGAUCAUACCUGCUUCGUCUGUUGAGCCCGUGAUAUAAAUAACAGUGCGAGCCUGUGCAGCAUGGAAUCGAGGCAACAAACAAUCACAGCACCACACCAUGAGUCACGUCAAAAACAUCUUGGUCACUGGCGCAGCGGGCUAUAUCGGUGGUUCCAUACUCGCCGACUUCCUAUCGCGGCCCGACUUGCUCGCACCUGCAAAACUUCACGCCGUGGUUAGAUCCGAAGAGCAACUUCAAGCACUCUCGAAGCUUAAUGUGAGUGUACUUAACUUCGAGCUUGACGAUAGUGCAGCUGUAGCAGCCGCAGUUGACCAAAACCAAAUUGAUCUCAUCAUCCACGCUGCAAACUCAUCAGAUACUUUAAUCGUUACGAAUUUGGUUGAAGCACUCGGACGCCGCCGAAGUACGACCGGAAAGCCGGUCUUUUUCAUACAUUCGUCAGUCACGACGUUGUUCUCAGAAGAAGCAGGAUGGCCGCAUGGGAUGCUCAAGGACACGGAGUCGAUUUACGAGAAGGAGAAGGAGCUGGGGAGUUCGCAUCCUGUUCUCCAGACCAAUCUUCUGGUAGUUGAGAAAGCGCAAGAGUGCGGCGUCAAAUGCUUCAAUGUUGUGGUACCGAAUGUGUAUGGAAGGGGCAAGGGCGAAUGGAGGAAAGUAUCGAUCCUCAUUCCAGCGCUCAUUCAAGCCAGUAUCAGACUCGAAAAAGUGCACAAAUUCGACGUAGAUGGUCAUCCCCCCGCAGCGCACAUCUCGGAUUUAGUCGCAUUAUAUAGGAUCUUGGUGCAUAAGAUACUGGAAAACGAAGACAUUCCCAGUGGCAAAGACGGUUACUAUUUCGCCAUGGCCCAUAGAGCACCAUGGUGGGCCUACAUGCGAGCCAUAGCUCAGUCGUUGCAUGCGCGUGGACUCGUAGCAGAUCCUGAAGUGGAACUAUGGCCGAGCGAUGAGGCAGCAGCGAAGGCUCUGAAAUUCCCAGUUCAAUUCAUUCGAGCUAUGGGUACUGCUAGCGGAGGUCUUGAACCUGUGAAUGCUCGCCAAUUAGGAUGGCAACCUAUUUGGGACGAACGGAGGUUCUUGGAAAGUACAGACGAAGAAGUUCAGGCCGUGUUGGACUUGGAUACGAUCCGGACCGGCAUUUUCGAUAAGCUCAUGCAGCCUGCUACGGAUUAG
This is a messenger RNA of Paraphaeosphaeria sporulosa, 1197 nucleotides long. RefSeq names its product NAD(P)-binding protein. Bases 124 to 1197 code for a protein of 357 amino acids. NCBI's taxonomy places the organism in Eukaryota, Fungi, Ascomycota, Dothideomycetes, Pleosporales, Didymosphaeriaceae. The record is from RefSeq and is a predicted model, not a curated record. The transcript is spliced from 8 exons.